AAUCUUUUCACAAAUGCCCCACAGCUUAGUUUUUGCGGUUGCACAAACAAGCAUCGUUUGUCCGAGUUUGAUCAGCAUAAGACAAGCCUAUUGGGGCCAAAAUGCCCUUUUGUUCUUUAUAACUACUGUAACCGGGGCGUCAUUACAUUAAGACCAGUAUUUUUUGCUCUAACCUAUGUUCAACAUUGCUUGAUAAACACAAGUACACACACUGUGCCGUGUCAUGGAUUUCGUUCUUGUUAGCGGUCCCCCACCCCCGCGCGCGCAACUGUCAAAGCUUUUGCUGACUUUAUACUCAAAAUUUCAGUCGAAAAAUAACAAACACAGCUUUGUCCUUUGCCUUAAAAAAUUAACACAACAACGAAUUAACAUGGCCAACAGACUCGUUGCCUCGUCCAUUUUACGUCAGAGAUCAACAUUGCCAGGAUUUAUAUCCGCACAAUGUCAACAACAGCAGCGCUGUUUACAAGUUUCAGCAACGAAGUGGAAUGUUGAAGCACAACCGAAUGAAAGACAACAAUCGAGUGCAGCAACAAUGACAAACAAGUUCAUUGCUCAAGCACGGAAAGAACGUAAUAUCAUGGACAAAGAGCCUACUCCUUUUGUUCAACUCGAGAACCUGCCUAGCACCACCACGAUGGAAGAUAUCAGAAAGUUGGCUCGUGAAGCAUUGCCAGAGGGUGACAAGUCUAUCAAUGAAGUGGUCUUUGUACGCCAAGAGAACUUUGACUUCAAGGGACGCUGUAUCGUUUCAAUGAAAUCCGCCGAGGAUGCUCAACGUGUCAUUGAAUAUGGUAACCGACGUGUUAUGGGAGGCAAUGUAGUAAAGAUGUCACAUGUUGGCAAUCUUUCGGACAAGGUCCGCACACGUGAACUUCGAUCGGUUGCUGAUCAAACCAGUGCAUCGGGCCGUUCGGUAACGUUCAGUGGUCUGCCUAUGCUUACACAACCGGAGCAUUUGUUGGGCUAUCUGCGGUCACGGAACUUUUAUCCAGUCGAAGGCACAGCAGACAGCAUCAUUCAGUUAGAGACAAAGAAGCAAGCGACUGUAUCGAAAUUCUUGGUCAAAUUUGAUACGGAGUCAGAGGCAUGGAGGGCAGUGCGCAGAUUCCACAAUGACGAAUUCUUGUUGAACAAGAGGAACGAGCGCUAUAAGCUUAAUGUUUCCGUUGUGUAUUAAUAAUAAAAAGUUUUUCCUAGAUGUGCUCUAUUUUGCUGUUGUUAUUAUCGCUUUGAAUUUAAGAUGAAUAUUG
Molecule: messenger RNA, 1253 nt
Organism: Zychaea mexicana
Lineage: Eukaryota; Fungi; Mucoromycota; Mucoromycetes; Mucorales; Lichtheimiaceae
Exons: 5
Coding region: 224-1180 (318 amino acids)
Molecular function (GO): RNA binding
Source: RefSeq, a predicted model, not a curated record